CAUUUGUUAAACCCGCCAAAUCAUCAUUUUCAAUUGCAUCUACACCCCUUUAUCUCUAAUUGGCCGGCAGGCGGCAGCAUAAUCCAAACACCAUUGAUUUUGACGAAAGUACAGAUGUUUUCAGUUGUUCUAAAGUGCUAUAUAUGAUACAAUCAGGUGGCUCUUGGCACUCAGAGAGGCUAAUUAGGCUUAUAAACUUAUUUGAUCAAGUUUGAUAAGUACAACUUGUUUUUCACAUUCUUUACUCCAGGAGAGGAUGGCUUCUUUCUCAAUGGAGGAUUUUGUGGGAACUGGGUCUCUACAGAAACUUCUUCCAAAGCUGUUAGAUGAUGGUUGGGAUGAUGUACCAACCUUGAAGAUAAUGAAUACAGAAGACAUGACUGCAAUUAAUAUGACUCAAGCACAAAAGGAUGCAUUAGAGAUCAGGUCAUACCUGCAUGAUCGAACACUAAUGCAAUAUGCAGAUAAGCUAGAAGCCUCAGGAAAAUGCCUGGCAGAGCUUUUAAACCUGGGCACCACAGAUCUUUCUGCUCAAUUCGGCAUGAAAAGAGGACACAUGGCACGCUUCAUGGACCGAACCUCACAAUGCGAAGCUGAUCCUUUGCCAGCAUCAUUCUCUCUCCCAGCAAGGAAACCAAUGGCCCCACCUUCCCGGAACAGUAGCAUGUUCAAGACUCCUUCCAUUUCUGCAAAACCAAAAUUGCAGGCUAUGUCAACACAAAGUACUAUCGCUUAUGAUGCAACCAUUGAGCAAUCCAUUGCUGAUUUCAAGAUAAAAGAUGGGUAUAUCUUUAAAGGGAUUGUGGCUGCCUUGCCUGAUGAGCCUAGAGCAUGUGGUUGUAUACAGCCUCCUCCAAUUGUUGAUGAUGUGGCUCCAUACUCUACUAUUGAGAAUAUUUCAGUUCAGAAACUAACACCAGAGUAUAAGAUUGGAAUGGAGCGUUUGGUCAAAUUGAAAACACCACCCAUGAGAGUUUCAGACAUGUGGCGUGACAAACCAUCACUACUCCUUUGCAUCCGUCGGCCCGGAUGCAUCAUGUGCAGAGCUGAAGCACACAAACUUUAUUCAAAGAAGCCCAUAUUUGAUGCACUAGGGAUUAAUAUGUUUGCAGUUCUACAUGAACAUAUAGAAUCAGAGGUAAGAGAUUUCUGGCCCAGAUAUUGGGGUGGUGUUGUACUCCUUGACAAGAACAUGGGCUUUUUCAAAGCUCUUGGUGGAGGGUCACUGCUUAAGGACAAGUUCGUAUCAGGAUUUCUGUUCAAUCCUCGAGCUCGUGCAAACUACAAGCGUGCAAAGGCCAUGGGAAUCGAGCAAAACUUCAAAGGGGAAGGCGAAAUAAAAGGUGGACUGUUUAUGGUUGGCAAAGGAAGAAGUGGAGUUGCCUACCAGUUCAUAGAGCGAAACUUUGGAGACUGGGCACCACUUGCUGAAGUCAUUGAAGUUGCUACAAAAUUGCAGAACCACCAAGAAGACGGUGAGGAAUCCAUGGGAGGAUCGCGGGAUUACGAAUAAGAUAAGAUGAAAAGUAGCCGAAUCGGUUCUCUUUGUUAGUUCUAAUGAGUAAAACAUAGUCCCAAUUAUUUGUUCUUUGUUUCUCCAUAUGGUUUCCAAGAUUCAUUAUGUUGAAAAUAUAUAUCGUUCCAGACUUGAUUGUAGCUUUUCUGAAUUAGUGAUUUGAAAUG
Molecule: messenger RNA, 1683 nt
Organism: Cynara cardunculus var. scolymus (artichoke)
Lineage: Eukaryota; Viridiplantae; Streptophyta; Magnoliopsida; Asterales; Asteraceae
Exons: 5
Coding region: 257-1513 (418 amino acids)
Molecular function (GO): antioxidant activity
Source: RefSeq, a predicted model, not a curated record